AGGACUCACUGAGUCGAGUCGAGUCGAGUCACUCAAGAGAGAAAUCGAAAGAAAAGCACAGCAUCAAGCCGUUGCACCACAAGCCGCUAUCCUGUUGUAGUCUGGCUAGCUAGCUAGUCCACGAUGACGACAAUUCGCUAUUUUAUCCCAGAAGAUGGGGAUGAUGAAGCAUAUCCCAAUGUCUUUCUCGCUGCAAAAUCAAGGCAUGCUGGGGUUCCACCAACACUUGGACAGAUCCGGGAUGCCUUUCCGUUGCCAGGUCGGUAUCAUUUCCGCUUCAAAAGCCCACUGUUUCCUGGAGGUGACCGCGACAAAGAUGCAAUGGCUGUGUGGAUGGAUUGUGUAAAGGACACUGCGCCUGUUCCCACUUGGCGUAACACUAUUGUAGCAAAAGCAACUAGAUUGGGCAUGGAGGAAGAAGACGAUGAAGAUGACGAAGAAUUUGUCAAUGCCGGAUCAGCAGCACCACCUGCCAUUCCUCACUCCCAUUCGGCUCCAACCCGAAACGUCUCCAGUUCGGCUCCACCCCAACAACACGCGCCUCCCCCGCAACCAGCACCCUCCCACGCCCCAGAACCAUCAUUGGACAUUUUUGGCACUCCUGCUGCUCCGGCUUCUUCCAGUUUGUUGGAUGGCCAUCACCCGGCUCCUGCUCCUUCCUCGGGUGGCCUGUUGGAUAUAGACACACCUGUUUAUGGAGGUCAAGCCGCAGGCAGCAAUAUGCACAACGAUUUCUUGGGAAUGACGGCUCCCGUCAGUACCCCACAACAGGCGCAAACACCCGCCUUCAAUAAUCAACCGUAUGGCCAACAACCACAGCAGCAGCAGCAACGCCAGCAACAGAGCAUGCACCCAAACAACCAAAAUGCUUUCGGAAACUUUAGCAAUCAGCAGGGUCCUUUCGGGGGUCUGGGAACUCCUUGGAAGUAGCAUGUUAGAUCUGGCCAAAUCUGAAAUGGAACAAUGACAAUAAAUGAGGAAGGAAUGGUUUGGUUGAGGCUAUGUGGGCGCCGUGUAUCAAAGCUGUGUGCUGCUUGCCGUUGUUUGAAAGCGGUGGGGAGCAGGUUGGAUUUGGGUAGCAAUUCUAGCUAGGCUAGAUAAAUGAACAAUUUGCUUUUGCGCCUACAGCAUCAAAAAUCGGGCACCAGCCAGUCAUGCAGCACCGGAACUGGAAAGAACCCUCGUUGAACCAAGCUGGUGGUCGAUAUAUAUCGCAUGAGUACCUACCAUUCUGAAGUACUCGCGCUAUGCCACUACAGCAUUGUGCCAUUAGCAUCGGGAUUUUGAUGUUACUUUCAUGUACCGAAUGAAUAGUCUAGUCUAGAAUAAGCCCACAGAUUUAUGUAUUCCCACAACCCGGCAACCAUCGGAAGCCAGAAGUGACUUGGUGCCACCAAUAAGUUCCGACAGCUUGCUUCCGGUAGCCAACGACUAGCUAGCUAGCCACCAGAUAGGAUGAUAAGCUGAGCAGCCCUGACCUCGUGCAUCAUUUGCUCAUCAAAAGCCAGAAAUGGUGCGGCGUGUCUC
This is a messenger RNA of Seminavis robusta, 1527 nucleotides long. NCBI's taxonomy places the organism in Eukaryota, Bacillariophyta, Bacillariophyceae, Naviculales, Naviculaceae. The record is from the annotation of a GenBank genome assembly.